This is a messenger RNA of Penicillium angulare, 939 nucleotides long. RefSeq names its product SMP-30/gluconolactonase/LRE family protein. Bases 1 to 939 code for a protein of 312 amino acids. NCBI's taxonomy places the organism in Eukaryota, Fungi, Ascomycota, Eurotiomycetes, Eurotiales, Aspergillaceae. The record is from RefSeq and is a predicted model, not a curated record. Gene Ontology annotation, biological process: L-ascorbic acid biosynthetic process. Gene Ontology annotation, molecular function: calcium ion binding; gluconolactonase activity. The transcript is spliced from 3 exons.
AUGGCUGACCCAAUAGAGACAUUGGAAACAGGCCCAGCGUUCUUUCUCACCCCAAAGGGCCGCAUGGUACUGGGCGAAGGCGUCACCUACCGGGCUAGUGAUUCUACCCUCCACUGGUUUGAUUGUCUCUCCUCUCCAAGCGAACUAUACGUUUUGCCAGUGGAUCCACAAACAGGAGCUGCGACUGGCCCAUCGCAAAUAACCCCGCUGUCAGACAGUAUCACAGUUGCUGCGUUUCGUCAAAAUAAACCCGGCAGCUAUGUCGCCGCCUAUUACCAAGGCGUCUGCUUCCUAGACGAGGCGACCGGACAAUUUGACGUAGCGUGUGAAAUUAUUCCAUCCACAGAGCGGAGCAUCCGCCGAUUCAAUGACGGUGGUGUUGAUGCAGCCGGGCGUUUUUGGCUAGCUGAAAUCGACCUUCAGGCCAUAGCCUUUCCCAAUGGAAAAAUACCGGCUGAUUAUGGCGUUCCCAAGGGACGUCUUUGGCGAUACGAUCCAGAUGGAAGCUUGCAUUUGAUGCUUCCGGGGGGGAUUAUUUGUGGAAAUGGCGUUAAAUGGAGUCCGGAUAAUCGGACGACACUAGACUUUGAUAUUUCCACAGGAAAUGUUUCAAAUCAGCGAACCCUAGUUGAUUUCCAGGGGACGAACGGCCAGCCAGAUGGAAUGGUUUUAGAUUCUGAUGGUAAUUUAUGGGUGGCCAUCUAUGGAGCCAGCAGUGUUAUGGUUUUUAAUCCGGAGGGGAAGCUUUUGAGACAAAUCAAACUUCCUGCCGUGUACCCAACUUGUCCAACCUGGGGAGGUAAGAACAACGAUAUCUUGUAUAUCACCACCGGAACAGAUCGUACAGGUAAUCCGGAUCCUAGUGAUGAAGGUGGUCAUAUGUACAUGACUCAUGUCACGAAUGUCCGUGGAGAGAGCAAGCAUGAGUUUGGUGGUUAA